Messenger RNA from Penicillium maclennaniae, 468 nucleotides. RefSeq lists its product as uncharacterized. Gene Ontology annotation, cellular component: cytoplasm. Gene Ontology annotation, molecular function: 3-hydroxyanthranilate 3,4-dioxygenase activity; iron ion binding. NCBI's taxonomy places the organism in Eukaryota, Fungi, Ascomycota, Eurotiomycetes, Eurotiales, Aspergillaceae. The coding region runs from base 1 to 468 and encodes 155 amino acids. The transcript has 2 exons. The record is from RefSeq and is a predicted model, not a curated record. Gene Ontology annotation, biological process: quinolinate metabolic process; 'de novo' NAD+ biosynthetic process from L-tryptophan.
AUGGAGACUCCUACGACUUCCUCUAUCCCGGGACCCAUCGUCCUAUCCUCGUGGCUCGCUGCGAAUUCCGAGUACUUGAAACCGCCCAUAAAAAAACAAAUGCCUUUACUCGGGCAAAGAUUUCAUUUUGAUGGCCGUUGGUGGGCCGAACACGGGGAACGAUUAUCACAGAGAGAAUGGUUCUACCAAAUCAAAGGCGACAUGCUCCUUAAAAUCAUCGAAAAUGAUACCUUUCGAGACGUCGUCAUACGAGAGGGAGAAAGAUUUCUUGUUCCUGGGAAUAUAACUCACUCUCCACGAAGAUAUAAAGACACCAUUGGCUUGGUCAUGGAAUGUGCUCGACCCCCGCAGAUGAUCGACCGUGUCCGAUGGUACUGUGAAAAUCGAGAAGCUCAUCCGGGUUCUCCGACAAUCGUACGCGAGGAGUCCUCUAUUGCGAGAAUAUCGAGGAACAGCUCAAGCAGGUAG